CUUCAAGAUUCUUGAAGCAAGAAAGCCUUACGUGGACGCUACCGUUGGUCUGUGAUUAUAUAUUGCAAUAUGAGAAACAUGCUGCUCGUACUUUUCGCCGUGGUGCUUAUUCUACCGGCAUUUCAAGUUGAGGGCGAGCGUCAUCGUGGGGGUACUUUUCCUGAUCUUUGCCACCGGAUCUAUUUUGGGGCCGUAUAUUUGGAGUGCGAAUUUAAGGGAUAUAGGGGUUUUAAACCUCAACUUGAUUCCUCGUGUCAGUUCACAUGCACUGGUGGCAGCAAGCAUUCGUUGCCAGAGGGAGUUUGCGAGAACGGUCAUGUGAAUUGCAAUGCAGACGGGAUGGAAAAACUAAAACAAUGGAAGAACCAGUUGGAUGAGAGGAAAAGUAGGAUUUGUGAAUGA
Messenger RNA from Ixodes scapularis (black-legged tick), 402 nucleotides. RefSeq lists its product as uncharacterized. NCBI's taxonomy places the organism in Eukaryota, Metazoa, Arthropoda, Arachnida, Ixodida, Ixodidae. The record is from RefSeq and is a predicted model, not a curated record. The transcript has 5 exons. The coding region runs from base 70 to 402 and encodes 110 amino acids.